AAUCUUUUCUGUCCUUCCUCUCUCCUUCUCUCUCUCUCGACUUUUUUUAAAGGGAAAUCUCACAGCAACUUCUGCGCUCUAUCCCCGCUGCUCUCUCUUCCAUGCCUCACGCGGUACACUUACCAUCUAUAUAAGCUCCAUGCUCGACCAUGCAAAAUCUCUACUCCGCCUUCGCUCCUCUUUUCUCUUGUUUCUGUCUUUCUUAGUUCUAUCUGAGUAAUCUCGCUUUUCGGUGUAACGUCAUAACAUGGUGAGGCUAGCUGAAGCUGAACAGUACGAGCGUGUGUUCCGGUGCUUCGACGAGGAUGGAGACGGUAAGCUUUCGCCUUCGGAGCUGAGGCGACACGUGGGCUUGACCGGCAGAGAGCUGCUCCUGAAGGAAGCGGAGGUCGCGGUCGAGUCGCUGGACUCAGGCGGCGACGGCCUCCUGUGCUUGGAGGACUUCGUUGGGUUCAUGGAAGGUGGGGGAGAGGAAGAGAAGAUGAGCGACUUGCGAGAGGCGUUCGGGAUGUACGUGACGGACGGGUGCGGGUUCAUCACGGCCCAGAGCCUCAAGAGGAUGCUCUCUAGGCUCGGACAGUCCAAGGCUGAGGAUGACUGCGAGGCCAUGAUACGUCAUUUCGAUCUCGAUGGAGACGGUGUGAUCAGCUUCGAUGAAUUUAAGGUCAUGAUGAUGUAGACAUUUCACUGUACAUGUAAUUAAAUUGUUCUUUGAUUUCAUAUUUAUGGAUCAUUCGUUCAUAUUGAGUUGUUCUUCUUGCUUCA
Eucalyptus grandis is the source of this 765-nucleotide messenger RNA. Its product is annotated as putative calcium-binding protein CML19. The transcript has a single exon. Bases 248 to 679 code for a protein of 143 amino acids. Gene Ontology annotation, molecular function: enzyme regulator activity; calcium ion binding. NCBI's taxonomy places the organism in Eukaryota, Viridiplantae, Streptophyta, Magnoliopsida, Myrtales, Myrtaceae. The record is from RefSeq and is a predicted model, not a curated record.